UUCCGCGGCUCCCGCUCUCCCUGCUGCCUCCCUCCUCCGCGCAAAUGGGAUGCCAGCUAAACGUGAUGUUGUAAAAUCCAUGUGAGGACGAAAGGCAGAUGCAAUGAUUUGAAAGGUCUGUCUUGGGAGGAAAACCAGAUUUUGCCUACUGGAAGAAUGCAGUGAAACUGCCAGUAUUUCUAGCUGGAAUUAUUAAUUUAACAUUCAACUUUAGUGUUACUAGUUUCUUACUAAAUAGUACCUCAAAGUAGAAGAAAAAUGUAUGGAAGUGCAAGAACAAUCAGCAACUUAGAAGGAAGUCCCUCCAGGUCCCCCCGCUUGCCAAGGUCCCCCCGCCUGGGCCACAGGCGAACCAGCAGCGGGGGAGGAGGGGGGACAGGGAAGACGUUGUCCAUGGAGAACAUCCAGUCCCUUAACGCAGCCUAUGCAACAUCUGGACCAAUGUACCUGAGUGACCACGAGGGUGUAGCUUCUACUACUUUCCCAAAGGGCACAAUGACUCUUGGAAGGGCUACAAAUCGAGCUGUGUAUGGUGGCCGAGUCACAGCCAUGGGGAGCAGCCCCAAUAUCGCUUCUGCUGGACUGUCACACACAGAUGUCCUUUCUUACACUGACCAGCACGGAGGGCUGACCACAUCCUCACACCACCACCACCACCAGGUUCCUUCCAUGCUGAGACAGGUUAGGGAUAGCACCAUGUUAGAUCUGCAGGCUCAGCUUAAGGAUCUACAGAGGGAGAAUGACCUUCUCAGAAAAGAACUAGACAUUAAGGAUAGCAAGCUGGGGUCCUCUAUGAACAGCAUCAAAACUUUCUGGAGUCCUGAGCUAAAGAAAGAGAGAGUAUUGAGGAAAGAAGAAGCAGCCAGAAUGUCAGUUCUUAAAGAACAGAUGAGAGUUACCCAUGAAGAAAAUCAGCAUCUGCAAAUGACAAUCCAGGCACUUCAAGAUGAGCUUAGAACCCAGAGAGACCUUAACCAUCUUCUCCAGCAAGAAAGUGGGAACCGAGGAGCUGAGCAUUUUACCAUUGAGCUCACGGAGGAGAAUUUUCGAAGACUUCAGGCAGAGCAUGAUAGACAAGCUAAAGAGCUCUUCCUGUUGAGAAAAACUCUAGAAGAAAUGGAGCUUAGGAUUGAAACACAAAAGCAAACACUAAAUGCCAGAGAUGAAUCAAUAAAAAAGCUUCUAGAGAUGUUGCAAAGUAAAGGUUUGCCUUCUAAAGGAAUGGAAGAUGACAAUGAGAGAACUCGAAGGAUGGCAGAGGCUGAAUCUCAGGUUAAUCAUUUAGAAGUGAUUUUAGAUCAGAAGGAGAAGGAAAACAUGCAUCUUAGAGAGGAACUGCAUAGAAGAACCCAACUUCAGCCUGAGCCAGCAAAGACGAAGGCUCUGCAAACAGUCAUCGAGAUGAAGGAUACAAAAAUAGCUUCACUUGAGCGCAAUAUAAGAGAUCUUGAAGAUGAAAUACAGAUGUUAAAGACAAAUGGAGUUCUGAAUGCAGAGGACCGAGAAGAAGAAAUCAAACAAAUAGAAGUUUACAAGAGUCUCAAGUUCAUGAAAAAUAAGAUUGAUCAACUGAAACAAGAACUCUCAAAGAAAGAAUCAGAACUUCUUGCCUUACAAACUAAGCUUGAAACCCUUAGCAAUCAGAAUUCAGAUUGCAAGCAACACAUUGAAGUGCUUAAAGAGUCCCUUACUGCCAAAGAACAGAGAGCUGCCAUACUUCAGACAGAGGUUGAUGCCUUGCGAUUACGGUUAGAAGAAAAAGAAACCUUUCUGAAUAAAAAAACAAAACAACUUCAAGACCUCACAGAAGAGAAGGGAACCCUUGCUGGAGAAAUUCGAGAUAUGAAAGACAUGUUGGAAGUAAAAGAACGAAAAAUUAACGUCCUUCAGAAAAAGAUUGAAAAUCUACAGGAGCAACUUAGGGACAAAGACAAACAACUAACUAAUCUAAAAGACAGAGUGAAGUCGCUGCAGACGGAUUCCAGUAAUACAGACACAGCACUGGCAACCUUAGAGGAAGCCCUAUCAGAAAAGGAAAGAAUAAUAGAGCGUCUGAAGGAGCAAAGGGAUCGAGAUGACAGAGAAAGACUUGAAGAAAUUGAAUCUUAUAAAAAAGAAAACAAGGACCUGAAGGAGAAAGUUAAUGCUUUACAAGCUGAACUGACAGAAAAAGAGUCUAGUUUAAUCGAUCUCAAAGAACAUGCAUCUUCAUUGGCAUCAGCAGGGCUGAAAAGAGACUCCAAACUUAAGUCUUUAGAAAUAGCCAUAGAACAAAAGAAAGAAGAGUGUAGUAAGUUGGAAGCACAGUUGAAAAAGGCUCAUGAAGCUGAAGAGGAGGCACGAAUGAAUCCAGAAUUUGCAGACAGAAUGAAACAGCUUGACAAGGAGGCAUCGUACUAUAGAGAAGAAUGUGGCAAAGCUCAGGCUGAGGUUGACAGACUUCUAGAAAUACUCAAGGAAGUAGAGAAUGAGAAGAAUGACAAAGAUAAGAAAAUUGCUGAGUUAGAAAGACAUAUGAAAGACCAAAACAAGAAGGUUGCCAAUCUGAAGCACAAUCAGCAGCUGGAGAAAAAGAAGAAUGCGCAGUUGUUGGAAGAAGUUCGUAGGCGAGAGGACAAUAUGACUGACAACUCUCAACAUUUACAAGUAGAAGAGCUGAUGAAUGCACUGGAGAAGACCAGACAAGAAUUAGAUUCUACCAAAGCCCGUCUUGCCUCAACACAGCAGUCUUUGGCUGAAAAAGAAGCACAUCUGGCUAACCUGAGAAUAGAGAGAAGGAAACAGCUUGAAGAAAUUCUAGAAAUGAAACAGGAAGCUUUGCUUGCUGCAAUUAGUGAAAAAGAUGCAAAUAUUGCCUUGCUUGAGCUGUCUGCUUCAAAGAAAAAGAAGACUCAAGAUGAAGUAAUGGCUCUUAAACGAGAGAAGGACAGAUUAGUACAUCAGUUAAAACAGCAGACACAAAACAGGAUGAAGCUGAUGGCAGAUAACUACGAUGAUGACCAUCACCACUACCACCACCAUCACCACCACCACCACCAUCGCUCUCCUGGGAGGACACAGCACAACCACAGACCCUCUCCAGAUCAGAAAGAGGAGAAGGGAUUUAAGGACUUGCUGUCUUGGUUUAGUUCUGUUUCUGAUUAA
This is a messenger RNA of Serinus canaria (Common canary), 3144 nucleotides long. RefSeq names its product ELKS/RAB6-interacting/CAST family member 2 (gene ERC2). The record is from RefSeq and is a predicted model, not a curated record. Gene Ontology annotation, biological process: neuromuscular synaptic transmission; regulation of synaptic plasticity; maintenance of presynaptic active zone structure. Gene Ontology annotation, cellular component: cytoskeleton of presynaptic active zone. Gene Ontology annotation, molecular function: structural constituent of presynaptic active zone. NCBI's taxonomy places the organism in Eukaryota, Metazoa, Chordata, Aves, Passeriformes, Fringillidae.